GACGAAAACCGCCAAGCCGCAAGUUCUCUGCAUUCUGGCCAUCAUUGCGCAGCGUGGGUGCUGCUCAAUGGCAGGGGCUGUAGCUAGGGCGCCCAGCCAAACAGCCGGCAUCCUUCGUGACGGCUAUUGGGGGCAAGUGAAAGGGAGCGCAGCCAUCUGCAUCGAGAAGGCCAACUCCUUUCGUGGAUGCGUUGACUUUUGACAAUCCCUGCUGCUACUUGUAGAGCGAUUAGAGCUCAAGGAAAGAAAAUUGCCUGACACAAGCAAGAAGUCUGCUUGUUUCUGCAUUUGGAAGUAAGCAUGCAUCUGGCUGGUUACCAACCUUAUUCAACCUUUGAUGACCUGCAUACCUACGACAAGUGCUUAGCAUCGAGAGAUAUCUUAGCAGACACUGGUGCUCUGAUCAUCUAUUUCUGAUGGCAGGGUGACUCUAGAAGUACCGCACAGUGCUGAGCCUGAGGCAUCCUGGCCUAGGCAAACCGAUCUGUCUUUGCUAUUCCGCUUUUGAAUCUCAAAGCAGGUCUGAAGCAGGUGCAUGAAUAAGAGAAGACCCAGGCCAGGAUCUGUCAGCUCACGGUAGCUUUACUCUAAAGUCAAUCCCCUCGACAGGGUUCAGUGUCCUGUCUGAAAGGGUCUUGAAAGCCAGCCAGGGGGACGUACAUUCUUUCUUGGACAGUCAGGGGGUUGCCUGAACCUUCUUAUAGAGAGGGCUCUAUGGCAACCCUUGGGGACUACAUCAGAGAUUGUGGCAUUCCCGGUGGCAAGCAGGACGAAGAGAUGGAGGACAAAGUGCCCAACUGCUCAAUUUGCCUGGAACCUGUGGUCCAGGGCGCGUCGCGCUCAACGGCCCAGCUGGCGUGCAGCCAUCACUUCCAUCUAGAUUGCAUCGGGUCUGCCUUCAAUGCUAAGGGCGCCAUGGAGUGCCCAAACUGCCGGCGCGUGGAAGAAGGCAACUGGCUGAUGCUGGGGGGGAGCCAGAGCACGGACGAUGCAAUCUACGACGUGCCAUACGAUUUUGACGAUGAUGAGUACCUGGGCUUGCCGGUCGACGCCCUUGACAACGAAAUGCGGGAGUAUAUGGAGGCCGGUAGGGACGUCAGUUACACGACCCAUCCGUACCACCCCCCGGGGGUCAUCUGCGAGUUCUGCGAGCAGCACUACUGCGACGACAACCCGUGCCCCCACAUUAUCCAGUGCCCCUACUUCUUCAGCAACAUCAGCCAAGCGGGCAAUACAGAGAACCCGUACAGCUCAAGCGUAUCUUCAAUGGAAGCGGAAGCAUACGCUGAGGCCGUAGCAGAGCUCUACCACGAGUACCGCGGCCCAUCUCCGUUCUCCGGCCCCCCCUCCACCACGCCCCGUCAGGCCCCCCCCGAAAUGCACGCCUCGUCCUCCUCCACCGACUCCAACUACGUCUACUACUUCUCUGCGGCACCAGGCACCUGGCAGGGGGCCGCUUCGUGGGGCGAAACAGCCCCCCCGCCAACGGGCUGGGGGUCCGGCUGGACCCAGGAGCGAAGGCAAGAGACGGCGCACACCACGACGUUCGUCCAAUCAUCGACCAUGAUCACGACGUAUGGGCCCCAAACCACUCCCGCGCCUACGUCAUUCCCCCCGCCCCCGACGCUUCCCCCCCGAACCCCUCACGUUUUCGCCCCACCCCCCCACCCCGCCCCCCCCCCGAGCAGUCGGCACCAUUCGCAUUCACACUCGUUUCCGGAGGCCCCUCCACCCCGCGUGCCUACAAACCCCUACUCCAGCCUUCGCUUCGCCCCUGAGAGCACCUCCGCAAGAACCCGAGAGGAUUUCCACACCAACUCGCCGGCAGCCCCUACCGGGCGCCCCACUUACGCCGGUGUGGUCGGCCGCCGCCAGCAGUUGCCGGCGCCCCCGCGCCGCGGCGGUGUGAAUACGCCCCAGGAGAGGCCCGGGGCCCAGCCCUGGAGGCCGGUUUCGGAUAUUCGCACCACCUCGGCCGGGGGCGCGUCUGGCCGGCACUCGAGUCUGCCGCCGUACCAUCCUCCGCUCAGCAGCAGUCAAGCGGGGCCGAACAUGGUGUGCCCGUAUAUGUCGGGCGCGAGCGCCGUGAGGCCCGCACAGGGCCUUGCUGCGCCCCGGUACUACCCAUUCUCGCACGGGGCUCAGGGGGACGCUGGCCGGCUGGCGUCUCAGCAGGGCCUCUCCUCGAGCGGGCAGCCGGAGGCGGUGCAAAACUUUGGGGAGUUUGAGAGUAGGCGAGCAACUAGAGCGGGGCAGCCGACGGGGGGGGAGGAAGCGCAGGGGCCGGAGGGGCUGCUGGCGAACCUGGAGCUGAAUGACGGGAUGUGGCUGCAAGACAGAAGGAAUAACAUGUUCCUAUGCUCCUUUUGCAUGGAUCCCGCGCUUCCUCGUUUCCAAAAUGAACGGCGCUUCGUGAAUCGGGAUGCGCUGUCCCAACACAUGCGCGCAGUGCACGGGGUGCACCUAGAUCGCUUUAGCAUGCGGAGCUGAUUCUUUUGCAUGAGAAGUAGUGUGUUACGACUCGAAACAACUGUACAUACCGCUUGAAGCUAUGACCCAUUUUUCUACUGCAUCACAUCUCGUGAUGGCAUUCUAGAAGCUGAAUAGGGCAUUGGAUUAUGGGCACUUGCUUAUCCUUGUACUUACUUCAGUCAAACUUGGCUACAGGGUUCAAUGAUGUUCAUGAUCGAUUCUGCAAUGUCAAUUUGCCG
Klebsormidium nitens is the source of this 2711-nucleotide messenger RNA. The record is from the annotation of a GenBank genome assembly. NCBI's taxonomy places the organism in Eukaryota, Viridiplantae, Streptophyta, Klebsormidiophyceae, Klebsormidiales, Klebsormidiaceae.